GCGCGGCGCCGCCCCCCGCGUUCGGCGGGAAGCGGCGGGCGGCGAGGCCCGGCCGGCGCCAUGAACGGCACGGUGAUCCCCGGCACGCCCAUCGCCGUGGACUUCUGGAGCGUGCGGCGGGCGGGCGGCGCCCGGCUGUUCUUCCUGUCGCACAUGCACGCGGACCACACGGUGGGGCUCUCCAGCACCUGGAGCCGGCCGCUGUACUGCUCGCCGCUCACCGCCCGCCUGCUGCACCACCGCCUGCAGGUGCCGACGUGCUGGAUCCGGCCGCUGGAGGUGGGGCAGAGCCACGCGCUGGGCGAGGAGGUGACGGUGACGCUGCUGGACUCCAACCACUGCCCCGGCUCCGUCAUGUUCCUCUUCGAGGGCGCCUUCGGCACGAUCCUCUACACAGGUACGGGGCGGGCCCCCGCGGCCUCGCCGCGCCCGCCGCGCCCUCACACCCCGCUCCCGCAGGGGACUUCCGCUACGCCGGCGCCAUGCAGCACGAGCCGGCGCUGAGGGGCCGCCGCAUCGACCGCCUCUACCUGGACAACACGCACUGCCGCCUGCGCCAGCCCCUGCCCUCGCGGCGCUGUGCCAUGCGCCAGGCCGCCCGCCUCAUCCGCGCGCACCCGUCCCACCACGUCGUCGUCGGUGUGUACAGCUUGGGGAAGGAGGCGCUGCUGGUGGACCUGGCGGUGGAGUUUGGCACCUGGGUGGUGGUGAGCCCCUCGCGCCUGGAGCAGAUGCGGCUGCUGGAGCUGCCCAACGUGUUCACCGCUGAGGAGGGGGCCGGCUGGAUCCGUGCGGUGGACGUCGCUGAGAUCCGCUGGGAUACCCUCGUCAGCUGGAACACACUGCAUCCUACUAUUGCUAUCGUCCCCACUGGCAGGCCCGUGAAGGUCACCCACCCCAACAUCUACCCCAUCCCAUACUCAGAUCACUCAUCCUUUUCAGAGUUGUGCGAGUUCGUGAAGUGGUUGAGACCCUGCUCAAUCAUUCCAAUUAUAAGGGACAACAUGUGCCAGGUUUACUUUCAGAAAUACCUAAGUUCUGACCACCAGGCACUUCCUGACCUCAGAAUCCCAAAGCCUGUGCAAGAGUCUUUGCAGCAGCAAAGCAAAACAAAGACACAGAGGACUGUGUGCCAGCAAGCUCUUUUCAAGAGACACUCUGUGUCCCAAGGAGUUGUCUAUGAGUCCCCAGAAAAAUAUACUGAGGAGUCUGAUGGGCCUAGGGGCAUUAAGGUUCCUCAGCAGAACUUCUGUGAGUCAGCUUUCUGCUCCAAAGAAGGUUGUACUGGUUGUCAUGCGUCCAAGGAAAAAGGGAAGGAAGAACUGAGUGGAGAACAGUCAGGAGUAGCAAUAGCAGCUGGCGCUGUUAGACAGUCGCCUGUUUCUGAUGAGCAUGUUCCAAGUGGGUUUGCAGAGUCAUACUUACUCAUUCCUUUAAAUAUCUUAAAGCAGAAUUCCUCACAGAAAUUUGACAAGGUGGUAGAAGAUUUCAUUAGGAGGGGAGAAGCAUCCUGAAAAUUGCAUGGUGCCUGCCAGGGCAAAUGCAGCUGAUAGCGGUGAUUCUAACUUAAUACUGCAUCCCAUUCUUUGAGUUCAAGUUUCCCAUCAGGAGAGAGGAGCUCAGCUAUGGCGCUUUACUGUCUUUGCCUCUUAUUAGAGGAGAAAGAAAACUAGAAGUAGUUUGUAGAUGUUUUAUUUUUUGUUUAUUUAUUUUUAUGUCUUUGUUUACAUCUGUUGGGUACCCAUGCUAUAUACGGGCAGCACGGUCCCACUGCAUCUGUGCCUUUUACCAGCUUUUUGCGGUGGUUUACCUGUCGUGGCAAAAUAUUUUGCCAGGUUGAUACAAGUUGAGCAGCAGAGGGCGUGAGCUGCCUGCACUUUAAGUAAUGUAAUGGGUUUGUGUGUGAUGAGAGAAGCAAGAAGGGGGGCAAUCUAACAGCCCUGGAGAUUCCUCUUUCUACAUACCUGUAAUGCCUCAUUGACAAUGAGCAGUUCACUUCAAGGUGCAUUACAAAUAUUAUUUGUUAGGGUACGUUUAAAAAUUGGUGCUUAAAGAAAUGUAGAAAAUUAAGUUAAAAAUUGGUGCUUAAAGAAAUGUAGAAAAUUAAGUGCCUUAAAGUCUGUUAAUCGCUGUAAUAGCUCCAGACAGCACUGCUUUUGCAUCCUGCCAACUGCAGCUGGAUGCGGUUCUGCUCUCCUGAAAGCACCACUUUCAUAUUAACUGUAAAUAGCUUUUUCAGGUCACUGGCUGGCAAAAAUAGGACUUGUGUGAAUUCCUGUGCUCUGGACAUUCUGGAAUGGAUUGCUGUAUCCUCUACAGCCUCUGCACUUGAGCCUGCAAGCCUGAAUUCUUCCUCUUGACAGCAUAGCGCUUCUGGUAACUGUUAGCAUUCUGUUAGACCCGUUGCUUUCCCCAUCCAGCUCUUGUUCUUAGCAGGCAAUGCGAUGGAAGAUAAUGAAACAUCUGCUUACUGGUGUAAAACGUUAAGUCCUAGCAGUAUUGUUUGGAAGGAAUACUGUGGCUGAACAGCAAAAUUGGCUCUGUUAGCUUAGAGGUCAGGCACUUCACCACUCCAGGUCAACUGCAGGGAGCCACAGCCUGGCUGGUGCAGUCAGGAAGCGUCCCUAAUGUGACUAGGCAGUGGGUACCCUCUGUGUAGUCUGAAGACACUGUGGUUAUCCUUGCAGAACUGCACUGGCAACAGAUUACAAACUGGCUCGCUGUGGGGUAGUGACAGCAACAGUGAAGUGGAAAUGGUCACUAGGUACUUUUCUGGGAGUAACAAACUGAUUUGUUAUUCAGCUUUUCCUAACCGUCUCAUUAUUUUCAACACAAUGUUUGAAAUGCUUUCAUCAGGAUCAGAGCCUCUUCUGAAUGUAGUGUCCUGUGAGGUCUUCCCAAGGCCAGUCAGCUAGAUGGGUUGGAUUUCCUGAAUCAAAUCAGAUUU
This is a messenger RNA of Cygnus atratus (black swan), 2947 nucleotides long. It is a transcript of the gene DCLRE1B, whose product is annotated as DNA cross-link repair 1B. Gene Ontology annotation, biological process: interstrand cross-link repair; protection from non-homologous end joining at telomere; double-strand break repair via nonhomologous end joining. The coding region runs from base 483 to 1514 and encodes 343 amino acids. Lineage: Eukaryota; Metazoa; Chordata; Aves; Anseriformes; Anatidae. The record is from RefSeq and is a predicted model, not a curated record. The transcript has 3 exons. Gene Ontology annotation, molecular function: 5'-3' DNA exonuclease activity; damaged DNA binding.